Molecule: messenger RNA, 822 nt
Organism: Closterium sp. Naga37s-1
Lineage: Eukaryota; Viridiplantae; Streptophyta; Zygnematophyceae; Desmidiales; Closteriaceae
Source: the annotation of a GenBank genome assembly
AUGUUCGAAUCAAAAGCAAGCUUCGAAGAGGAGCGUCGCGAAGAGGGACAACAGGGAGGCAAGCUGGACGAUUUGUUAGCCACUCCCAUCAAAUACCACGGUGGUCCCGUGCUGAGCGGCGAGACGUUGAAUAUAUACCUAAUAUACUACGGUUACUGGCCAGCAAAAAUCGGACAGAAUGUGAUCGAGAAUUUUAUUCAGUCGCUGAGUCUAAAUGGCUCCGAUGCUCAGGGGGGAGCCGGGGAUCCGAAAGUGAAGCUGGCAAAGGUAGUCUACGACCAAGGGUCUCAAGGGAAGAAGUUUGACUACAACACUCCCUGGAAAGUUGUCAUGAGCAAGAUUGGCGACGGAAAACCGUUCCCCUACGACGCCAAUGGCAUCUACAUGGUUCUCACCGGCAAUAACGUGGACAAUUCUGGCUUUUGCAAGAAAUUCUGCGGGUGGCACACGAUGAAUCGUCUCGGCGGAUCGAAGCCUGUCGCGUAUGCUCUCGUGGGUCAUCACGGAUUAUGCCCGGAAAAGUGCGGGGCGAAGCCGACUUCGCCCAACGGAAAGCCCUGGCUCGACGCGAUGGUUUCGACUGUCGCUCACGAGAUCGCGGAGGCUGCGACGGAUCCUGAUUCCAGCAGCGGCUGGAUGGACUCUAAACGGGAGGAAAACGCGGAUAAGUGCAGCUACAACUACGGAGUUACGCUAACAGUUCAGAACGAAAAGGGUGAGGAUGCAGAGUACAACCUCGUGGGGCUCAACAACAUGAAGUUCCUGGUGCAGCAGAACUGGGACGUAACGACGGGCGCGUGCGUACCCCAGACGACGUCGUAG